UCCCAGAGACUCAACUGUGUGUGAAGGAGAUUAACAGCUGGACAAACUGCUGAUCGAGUAUAUUAGGAGAGAAACAAUGGGCUUAAAGGAGGAGGGGAGGCAGCUGAUGAUUCUGACCGACUCAGAUGCUUCAUCACCGGUGGAGGAAACACAGCCACCGCGCCCUCUUAUCAGAAACCACCAUGGCCUCCUUUGAUACCAGAUGUCUUCAACAGAUGACCUGGACCAUGAAUAUUUUCAUAUACUAAGCAGAUAAUGAAGGUGCGCCCUGACACAAGUGGUAAAAAUGGGUCAGAUCAUACAGGUGAACCAUUGAAUCACUCCAUCCAGAGUUGGCAAAGCACAGCAGGACUCGGGCACAAAAAGACACUCACCGUUUUCCAUCAAUGUAGGAGCACACUGUUUGACCAGUCAGCACCAAAAUACAGUGGAAAUGCAUUUUCAGAACAGUUUUCCACUGAUUCUUCUACAAUGGCACAAUCGCAGAACGUAAUUUCGGGCUGUGAUUUGGACGCGGUAGAACUCUCGGAGGACAGUCGGUCAAUAUCCGAUACGUUUUCAUCCACUGAAAAUGGCAAUGACGAGAAUGAUAAUGAUUUCAGUCCAGAAAUGCAGCAAGCCUACAGAAUAUUCCAGAGUUUUCUCCUGGACAAACACAAAGCUGUAAUUGCACCGUUUUGGUUUCCAGUUGGAGAUCAAACAGAAAACGAUAUGUGUCUCAAAAAGAUAGACAGCAAGUUUGUCAAGCGCGAGUAUGGAAGCAUCACGGAAUUUGUGGCAGAUUUUCGUCUGAUGUUGGAAAACUGCUACAGAUUUCACGGAGUUGAUAACUGGAUCUCCAAACAGGCUCAGAAACUGGAGCUGAUGCUGGAGCAGAAGUUAACUCUGCUGCCAAGGACCUUGAGAGAAAAAACAACCUUGGCUGUGACUUCUAGAGGACGUUUUAACACUGAAGAUGAAAAAUCACAACUUGGCACCUCGAACAGACGCAGAUCUGUGCCACGGAACCUGGCGCCCGUUACUGUAGGUGGCUCUGAAUCUGUCAUGGUGCAAGUGCUUCGACUGGAGGAACAACACAGGGCCAAGGAGGAAAAAAGGCAGCGAGACCUUGAGAGGAAGGAAGCUGGGGAGGUUUCGGCCAAAGAAGUGGAGGAGUGGGAGUCCUCGUUGCUUUCUCUAGCCGAACCGUGGGCCAUUAACACCAUGUGGGAACUACCUGCCAUCGGCCACUUCCUGUGCCUGGCCCAAACAGCCCUCAACCUACCUGAGAUCGUUUUCUUUGAACUAGAGCGCUGCCUGCUCAUGCCUCGAUGUAGCUCCUUCCUGGCAAAAGUCGUGACCUCGCUGCUUUGCCCACCUCAUCGCAGAAUGACACUGCACAGACGUCCAGCGCUGCCCUAUCGUCGCUGGGAGGCGGAGUUGAGGCAGAGAGUCUCGGGGUGGUACCAGUCUGUAGGCCGGGCCAAGGACCAGGAAGCCUGCGCUGAACAGCUGGGACUUUGCCACCGCUUUUUCUGGACUCUGGGGGAAACGAGUCCUCUGGAGGAAAAACCAUUCCAUUUGUUACCCUUCAAUCAGCGCGUUUGGUUGCUCAAGGGUCUUUGUGACAACGUCUACGAGACCCAAAAGGACGUGCAGGAUGCUGUGCUCGGACAGCCCAUCCAUGAGUGCCGUGAGUCCAUCCUGGGUUAUGACGGUCAGGAGAACGCGUACAUACACUUUCCGCAUUUCUGCGGCGCAGAUUUGCGGAUAUAUUGCCAGAGUCCGUGUGCCCCACUGGAAUUUCCUUUGCCACCUUUCUGUGUAAAGAAACUAGCACCAAAAGCAGCAGAUAUCAUGGAAGAACACUUGGACAGUUGCCUCAAAGACAAAGAAGAGAAUGUAUAUCUUUGUCUGAGGGGUAAUAAAGAUGAUUCAAUCCCAGAUAACAGCUUAGAAGAAAAUGAACUGGAGGCAAAAAAGCCUGACGAAUUUUGGUUUCCAUAUCAAGAGGAGUUGUCAAAUUUGAAAGGCAUCACUGAGGAACCCAUGGAUGUAGAGCAAAAAGUUGACCUACAAGAAGACAGCAAGAACCAUUUUGACUUUGAACUUACUACUAGUGUUGGCAAAAAUUGCUCCAAAAAGUGCAUUCUUGCCAAUUCUUUGAGUACAAACACUUCAAAACCAUUUUUGCUACCUAAAAUGGAUGCGAAAGAUAAUCUACAAGGGGGUCCUUGUCCUAAAUGUUCUACAGGAUCUAGGGUAAAUUCAGAGCCUCAUACCUGCCCUUGUUUUAAAGCUGAAUUUGACCGAACCGAUUCUGUUGUUCCUCAUCAAGUUAGGCACUUAAAAGCUGAAACGGGGACAAAAUGUUCCAAAAAAAACAAGAGAAAGAAAAAGAGAGAGCAUUCAUUCAGACUGAAGAAGCUCAGACGAACCAGAGAUGUGAAAAAUACCCAGUGCAAUGCUCCUGCUAACCUGAAGAGGAAUAAAUGGAAGAAACCAAAGAUAGGAAAAAAAGAUGUUCCAAGCAAGACAAACGAUAAAAAGGAGGAACCUUUAAGACUUCCGGUGGAGCCAACAUUUAGGUUGGUGUGCACUAGUGUAGACGAGCUGAGGACUCUCAUCAGUAAAACAGAAGACGAGCUGGAUGAGCUGGCAAGCAUCAAAAAGAGAUGUGGAAGGUGGAGUGUUAAGCAAGAUGCGGUCACAGAGCUUCAUCUUACUCUAAUACGACUACUAAAUGAGCUGUUGCCAUGGGAACCCAAACUACUCAAGGCUUUUCAAAGGAAUCGGGCUCGGUUAAAAAAGGAGAGUGACGAUUUUAAAAAGCUUCCAGAAUACAACAACUUUGUCAGAGAGGAGCCGGUCGUCGCAGAAGACGACAGAGCUGCAUGCAAAGAAGGCUCUUCAUCUGAGACUAGUAGAGAUGUGAAGGAUGAAGAUGAGAGCAGGAUGAUUUUGAAGGGACCCCCUGGAGAAAGAGGCAUUGAUUCAACCGGACGCUCAGUCAACAGGCCAGACGUUAACACCACUUUAAGUUUGUCUAGACCCCUGACACGGAGCUUAAAGCUUUUCCAGAGUGCUCGUCUUAAUGAUGACUUCAGCCUUGGCGCAAAAGUAAGGAUGGCCAUACAUGAUUCCGUGACCCCUGAACCUCAGUCUGAGGUUCCAUCCAGGGACCAAAUUACUACUGGAAGAGCAUCGGUAGAAACUGCGCCUCUGGGUAGUUUGCAAAGGCGCUGUAAACCAAUCCAGGCAUUGCUGGCCAAAAGUGUUGGGAAUAAAGUGACCUUACUAAGUCAUCCACAAAAUACCAGGAUGGCUGAUGCUCUGAAAGUGCCAAACGAAACGGUUUCUGCAGCUGUAUCGACAACAGAGCUUACAACGGUUGGUCCAUCCACAUCACAGUCAGUACCAAAACCUAACCCACAGUCUACACCAAAGCCAGCACCACAGCCAGCAUCCACACCCUCACAAAUACUCACUACAUCAUCUGCACAAGGUCCUGUACAGAUUGUCUAUAAGCUUCCAGAAGGCUUGAGUCUUCUUCAGAAUGAUGGCACCCCAGUUGGCUUUUCAGUCCAGCCAGUAACAGAGCAGGAAACCCAGAAAAAUGUCUCGCAGCAAGUUUUUAUCCUUCCCUCAAAUUUGCUCAUUCAAAAGACUGAAGGAACAAGCGCUCAGCAAUCAUUCAGCAUCAAACCUGUUCCCACUUCCAGUCCUGCAACUCUUCUGUCCAGUACUUCUCACUUAAGUGUACCUGAAAACAGAAUUCCAGUCCAGCAAGUGGCUCCAUUAAGUGAUAACUUUGCACUAAAACCUUCCUCUGGUGUUUCAACCAGCCCACAAAACUCGAAGCAUUACAUAUCCCCAACUGGCCAUCAAAAGGCUACUGAACUGAACUUCCCUACACCUACUUCAGUGUCCACCGAUCCCAACAAAUGUGAUCUUAAACAAGAGCUAAAGACUGUUUGCAUUAGAGACUCACAGUCUAUCCUCGUCACCACCAGAGGAGGCAACACAGGGGUGGUGAAGGUGCAGACUUCAGACAAGAGUGGCGCAGGUAUUUUACCGUCCAGCCCCGUUUUCACGAUGCCUCCUCCGAUUCAGACAUUCUUGGUGUCCAAGACGUCUACCCCGACGAUGCCUGCUGUUCAAACUGCUCAUACUACUAACCCUGGCAGGUUAUUCCCUAGUGUCCCAUCUCUUAUUGACAAAGGGAAUUCGUUCAAAUCUGCACCCCAAUCACCUUUUAAAAGUGUUAGUCUGGCGAACUCAUCCCUCCUGAUAGAAAAACAAGGCGAUACAGUAACCUUAAAUGAAUACUUACCCACUCCCAUAGAGUCUAUUUCUAUAAACGCAGCAAAAAACCCAAUAAUUAACCCAAUAUUUUCGACCAAUUUACAAACCAAUGCUGAUGUCCCUCAGUCUGUCCAGACCACUGCCUUUAAAAGUAUAACCAAACCCCCUCAAAAGAGGUCGCACGUGACUAGCAUUGAUCAAGACCAGUCUUUAUUUUCUAAGGUUUUCCUUCUUACAUCUACUACAAACAGUCCUUUCUCAGCAUCAGGUAUUACUAAUACUACUGCUCCAUCUGUUUUCGGAGGGUCAAGGGUCACAUUUAUGAGUCAGUCUAGUUCCGCCUGCUCUACCAUUACAACUGUUGCCAAAGGAUCAGUAACAUCUGGGUCCAGCACCACCGCUGCAAGUACUCAACAAGCAAGACCUUACUUUGGUCAGUCCAUUAGCAGCCCAACUACUGGUACUCAAGUCCAUGGUAUUAAUGUUUCUGGGUUAACAGCUAGAAUACUGAAUGAAACUACAGUAGCAAAUGAAAGAACAGCUCUUUCUGCCACAAAGGUUGGCCCUGGCGUGGUCGCCAAUGUACCUGAAACCUCCUCAAGCAGACUAGUUUUUGUCCAAAACAGCAACCCUGCUGGAAAUAGCACUUCUGCACUGAAUGCCAAAGUCCCUCUCAGAGUAACAGCGUCUUUUGAUGGCAAACCAGUUACGCUUUCAACUUUCAGCUCUGGGCAUAUGAGUUCCUCUGCACUUGUUUCAGCAGUACAGCAAAAUAAUACGUCUUUAUUUAUUUCAACCACUGUAUCAAAACCAGAAGUAGCUCCACCAGCUUCUGAUAAUACUCCUCCUUCUCUAGGCAACUCCGUUCCAUCAAAUCCUUUUUUUACCAGAGUUCUGACUGGAGAAAAGCCAUGGGUCACAUCAUCCAUCAGUACAGCUUCCUCCGUUGUUAAUCCUGCAAUCAUAACGUCUGUGCCAAGGGUCUCUCAGACUGUAAGCACCAAAACAGCAACCUGCGCAUUAAGUAGCCUUUCUCCAGCCUCUCAACCUGUUGUGUCUUCCUUGGCCAAAUCUCCUCUGAAAGCCAUUCCUGGCAUCACUAGACCACAGGAAAGAGUUGUGAUCAACACCUCUGUUCCACUUGCCCCAGGAACUCAACUGUUAAUCAACAACACUAGGUUUGUAGUACCUGCCCAAGGCCUUGGACCUGGUAGUCACAUUCUUCUAAUCUCCAACCCUUCUGUACGUUCCCCAGGUCCCUUGGGUCAGAUUCCAAGGGCUACAGGUACUCAAAUGAUACAACCAGUAGCACCAGGUAUGCAGUCCCAGCAUACACCAAUAAGACUACCAGCACCCAUCACAGCAAAGGUUGGACCAUCCGUUUCAGUCCAUCAACUUUUAACACCCCUGGUCUCGCAAGAGACUCGGUUAGAAACUGCACACACAUCUGGACAACAACGUUUACCCAGUGUUGUGAGACUUCCUUCCUUUUUACAUCCUGAAGAGAAAGAACGGCCUGUUUCUUCUUUACAUAGUGUUACCAACUGGCCCAAUCAAAGUGUCGCAGUUCCUGCUCAGUCACAGAAACAUUUACUGAGCGCAGCCACACCAACCGUCGUCCCAACAAGUCUGUUAAACCUAGCACCCAAACCCCAAUUACCAACAACCACAACAUCAGUUAAAACACUUUCCAUGAGUAGUACUGGUUCAAGGAUGCAGACACUUCCAGUAGCAACUGUUCCACCGAAUGUUGGCGCCAUCACCAGUAGUCCGGCCACUUGUGUGGCGACUGUUAACAAACUCAUAAUGGCAACUUGUCAACCAAUCAGGCCUGUACAACCUGGAAAUACUCAUCCACUACAGGUUCAAGUCCCGGCUCAGAAAACUACCCAUACUCCCAGUAAACUCUUGUUAAGUCCUGACGGUGCCGUUUUAAAUGUAGUAACAAGCCAAGUCCUACAAAAUCUACCAGUGUUGCCAAGUACCAUGAAAGUUCAAGUAGUGGGUACCACCUCUAAUGCACCUGCUUUGGACACCAUUGAUUCCCAGAGCAUCCUAACAUCAGAUAAUCCAGCAGGACCUGGUCACUAAAAUACAUGGCAUACUUGUAUUUUUUUUAAUUGAUUUAGGUUUAAUGCUAUAAAAUAAGCACUGUUUUGUUUUUUCGGUUUCUUUGUAUGACACAUUUGGUGGAUAAGCCGUCAGGAGUGUUUGCCAUGCAAAGUAAAAAGACUGAAUUUCAAUAGAUUAGAAUGGCCAGUAAUGUGUAAAUGUACUGUACUGUA
Messenger RNA from Trichomycterus rosablanca, 6569 nucleotides. RefSeq lists its product as uncharacterized. Gene Ontology annotation, molecular function: protein binding. The transcript is spliced from 10 exons. NCBI's taxonomy places the organism in Eukaryota, Metazoa, Chordata, Actinopteri, Siluriformes, Trichomycteridae. The record is from RefSeq and is a predicted model, not a curated record. Bases 256 to 6375 code for a protein of 2039 amino acids.